Messenger RNA from Colossoma macropomum (tambaqui), 1097 nucleotides. RefSeq lists its product as uncharacterized. The coding region runs from base 15 to 1055 and encodes 346 amino acids. The transcript has 2 exons. The record is from RefSeq and is a predicted model, not a curated record. NCBI's taxonomy places the organism in Eukaryota, Metazoa, Chordata, Actinopteri, Characiformes, Serrasalmidae.
AGAGUGACCAGUCCAUGCCUGACCCUCCUGGAUUCAGCAGAGGAGGAGGAGAACCCAGCCGUGUGUCUAUGAAGAGUGACCAGUCCAUGCCUGACCCUCCUGGAUUCAGCAGAGGAGGAGGAGAACCCAGCCGUGUGUCUAUGAAGAGUGACCAGUCCAUGCCUGACCCUCCUGGAUUCAGCAGAGGAGGAGGAGAACCCAGCCAUGUGUCUAUGAAGAGUGACCAGUCCAUGCCUGACCCUCCUGGAUUCAGCAGAGGAGCUGUUCCCUCUGACCCAGAGCUGAGCUCCACAGAACCUGCACUGCAGAUAAACACUCUGUUGGAGGGAACUGGAGACCUGAAUCAGGAUUCUUACCAACCAGUGGAUGAUGAUCUACACAGAGUCUUACAGAGACACAAAACCAGCAUGAAGAACAAGUACGAGAGCUUAUUUGAGGGAAUCAGAACAGAAGAGAAUAAAACCCUCCUGAACAGGAUUUACACUCAGCUCUACAUCAUAGAGGGAGAGAGUGAAGGAGUGAAUGAAGAACAUGAGGUUCUACAGAUGGAGAAAACACCCAGGAGACACUUACAAGACUCUCCAAUCAACUGCUUAGACAUCUUUAAACCUCUACAAGGUCCUGAAGGAGAAACACGAGAAGAGACCAUUAGAGCUGUGGAGGCUGACAGACUCAGACACAGAGAAAGAGAAGAUCACAGACCAGAAGAGCCAGAGCUCAGAGCUGUUCUGACUAAAGGCAUCGCUGGAAUUGGAAAAACUGUCUCUGUGCAGAAGUUCAUUCUGGACUGGGCUGAAGGAAAAGCCAAUCAGGAUGUAGAGAUCAUGUUUGUGCUUCCGUUCCGGGAGCUGAACCUGAUUAAAGAUGAUCAAUACAGUCUUCAUGGACUUCUGUGUGACUUCCAUCCUGAGCUCAAAGAUCUGGACCCAGAGAUUUAUGAUCAGAUCAAAGCUGUGUUUAUAUUUGAUGGUCUGGAUGAAAGCAGAAUUCCACUGAACUUUGAAGAGUGUGAGAAAGUAUCUGACAUCACCACGAAAUCAUCAGUGGGAGUGUGAUGACUAACCUCAUCAAAGGAGAGCUGCUUCCCUCUGCUCUGA